Molecule: messenger RNA, 3021 nt
Organism: Microbotryum saponariae
Lineage: Eukaryota; Fungi; Basidiomycota; Microbotryomycetes; Microbotryales; Microbotryaceae
Source: the annotation of a GenBank genome assembly
AUGCUCGAAACGAUCUACAUCGCGCGCCACGGCUUUCGUCUCUCGUGGGAAACAUCGGGUCCGUUCACCGACUCGAUCCGACUGGACUGACUCGAACUGAUGCUGCCUUCGGAACGUCUUGUUCGCGCACAGUCUGGAAUGCGCCGACGGGCACCCCACGUGAUCCACCGCUCUCGGCGCACGGGGUCGAUCAAGCAAACGAACUGGCGAGCUGGUUAAAGACCCUGUCCGUUGAUGAGAGACCGCAGAGGAUAUAUUCUUCGUACGUCGGUGUGUAAGCUCGACGAGGCUCAGGAGCAUCGACACCGGUGACGGAGGUGGCGUGUCCACCCCACUGUGGAGAAGCGGAAUGUAAUAGUCCCCGUCGGCGAGAGAUCCAAGAUCGCGCCAAGGAGCUGUUGCUGAUCCCCAGUCGAUCACCAUAAUCAGCCCCUUGUACCGAUGCCUACAGACUUCGACCCCCGUGGCCGAGGCGUUGGGUUGGCCGAUCCUGGUCGAGCAUGGAUUGGCCGAGUGGUAUCUCCCCGUCAGAAGGGGUAAGCUGGCGAGAAUUGUUGGGAUCGCAUGUUCAAGAGGGUCUCAUACAAGGUUUACACUCGCACAGGUCUGCACCCUCGUAGUCUCCCGGCUUCCGAACUGAUUGAAUGGAUACCUCGGAUCGCGCCGACGGCCCAUUCAUCGCUACUCUACCCUUCCCAAAGGGGCGAAACACCACACCAACUGCACGAAAGAACAACACAAGUUCUCACCCUACUCAUCAAUCACAUCAACUCGUCCCCCGACCCCCCCAAAACGAUCAUCCUCUUCACCCAUGCCGCGACCUUGAUCGCUCUAGGGAGGACUUUGAUCGACGAUAGGGAAUGCUUCGUCAAAGCUGCAACCUGUUCGGUCAGCAGGUACGAGCUUGUCAAAGGGAAGCAAAAGGAGAGGGAUGGACUGGGCAGGUGGGAGAUCAAGAUGAAUGGGGAUACUUCCUUCUUGAAAGGCGGUGAAGAGGUAGGCAACUUUUUUUCUCUCGCGGGGCUAUGUCCUGAGCAUUAGACGACCGGUAGACUCAGAGUUCUCGCAAACUUUUGAUUAUCUGCAGCGCCAUUGGGAUUUCUCGUUCGUGGAAGCUUAUGGUGCGUAUUAGGGUCUGCGGUGAUCCGCAUCGGGGGGAGGUGGAUCUCCUGACUGGUGCCAGCACUUGGUUGGACGCAGGACUUGGCCGAGAAAAGACUGACUCGUCUAACUCUUCUCGUACACAGAGGAAGAUGGUAUCUUGGAAGAUGGUACCGACGCACCCUUACUGUCGGAUCAGUACAAAACCGUCGACAACACGUCGUCAUCGACACCAGCGGAGGUGACGAAUGUAGGGACCAAAUCAGCGAGUUCGAGCAAGUUAUGAUGCGAGAUCGUUUAAAUCCUGGAUUGUCAAUGUUUUCCAUAGUAGAAUGUACUGCACCAGGAGAUCUUGAAUGGACGAGGCAUCCUCAGCAAGCACUUUACUAGAGUUCGGAUCAUCUUCGGUUGCCUUUUCGAGAGAGAAGUUUCUUCGCCAUUCGCGGUGGAGAAGAGCACCUCCGGUAGAGCAUCUUUGACAUUUUAGUCACUCAACUAGUAGAUUUGGUUUGUGCCAAUAAAAGCUCAGAGCUUUCAAAGAGAUCUAUCACCCAGCCUGGACUGUCCGGAACCGGUAUCGACAUUACUCAGCGAAGCGAUCGGAAUUAGUCAGCGAACUUCUGCGUUGACUCGGCCCGAGUGGGGGCGAGCUCGCUCUCCUCUUUCGGCUCUAUCAUCACCACGACCCCUCCAAUUCACAAGUGAGCUGUUGCGUGUGACGGUAGCUCUCGAAUCUGCCCCGUAUUCGACUCCUCGCUUAUACUGCCUCUCGCUUUGGCUCCCUCCUCCGUUGCUUGCCCUGGGUCUUCGGCGUCCAAGUGUUCACCGGUUUGGUCGAGGUCAGUUCGUACUUCCCACAGGCGAGAGAUCUCUCGGUCCAACCAAAGAACCACCUCUGUCCUGCUCCUUAGAUCCUUGGCACGGUCAGUUCGAUCCACCCCACGACCGAAUUCGAAGGCUUCUCGUUCGUCAUCUCGAACGCGCAAGAGAUUCUCGACGAUUGCAAGUUGGGCGAUUCGUUCGCCGUGAAUGGAUGUUGCUUGACCGUCACCGAGUGGGAUACGAAGGAGGGAUGGUUCAAGGUCGGGUUGAGCAAUGAGACGUUGCAGAGAACCGAUUUGGGUACGUUCAGAGCAUGGACCAAGCUUUGUCGGCGUUCACAUCUUGCCCCCACCCCCACCCCCAUCUCAGGGGGAGAAUGGGCGAGGGGGUCACAUCGGCGAGUUUGUACCAGCUCUGACCAAGUCGAAGGAAGGCUGAAUCGGGCUCUCAUGCACCCUUGUAGGCUCGAUCAAGGUCGGAUCUCGAGUUAAUUUGGAGCGCGCGAUGGCCGGACACGGUCGAUUCGGAGGACAUUUCGUUCAGGUCAGUUUUGUGAAGUCAAUGCCAGGUCGGGCAGGCUUCUCUUCAUUCGAUCUUCCUGCGUCCGCGCGAACGGCAUCCAAAUCCUCAUCUCCUGCGACAUGGAUUCUCACUCAUCAUCUCAUCCUGUAGGGCCACGUCGAUACGGUCGCUCAACUCUUGUCCAUCACGCCCGAUGGCGAUUCAAUUAGGCUGCUCUUCUCCUUACCGUUAUCUUUCUACUACUCGCUCAUUCCCAAGGGUUACAUCGCCCUGGAUGGUACUUCCCUGACCCUGACGCACCUUUCGAUCCCCCGCGAGGGGGACGAGUACUACACCGAUGGGCAAACGGGUCUUUUCGGCGUGAUGCUCGUGCAACAUACGCAAUCGAGAACGGUCGUCGCGUUCAAACAGGUCGGUGAUAAGGUCGCGGUCGAAUGCGAUGUCGUCGGCAAAGGCGUCGAGGCGAUCGUGAGGAACGUGUUGCAGAGUGGGGGAGAACAGAAUGGGGCCUUGGAGGCGAUGAUCGAGAGGGCCGUCGAAAAGGUUUUGCUACAGAAGGGGCUCGUGAAGCCGUAA